Messenger RNA from Gossypium raimondii (Peruvian cotton), 2680 nucleotides. RefSeq names its product phosphate transporter PHO1 homolog 7. Gene Ontology annotation, cellular component: plasma membrane; cytoplasm; trans-Golgi network. The transcript has 12 exons. Gene Ontology annotation, biological process: phosphate ion transport; cellular response to phosphate starvation. Lineage: Eukaryota; Viridiplantae; Streptophyta; Magnoliopsida; Malvales; Malvaceae. The coding region runs from base 185 to 2467 and encodes 760 amino acids. Gene Ontology annotation, molecular function: inositol hexakisphosphate binding. The record is from RefSeq and is a predicted model, not a curated record.
AAGUAGACUGAGAGAUUGAAAGAUCGUGAAAGUUUCCUUCUUCUCAUUUUCAUAAAUCCUAAAGUUAUAAAACAUUAGUGUCUCUAACCCCUUUGAUUGAUCAAGUUCCUUCUGCUAUUUUGCUCAUCUUUUCCUUCUAUAACUUGAGGAGCAAAUUAAGUAUACUAUAUCGCAUUGCCAUAAAAUGAAGUUUGGGAAGGAAUUUGCUUCUCAAAUGGUGCCUGAAUGGCAGGCAGCUUAUGUGGAUUACAGUUCAUUAAAGACAUUUUUGAAAGAAAUCCAUGGUGUGAAACAAAAGUAUCGGCAACCAGAUACCCCAACUCGGCUUCAACGAGCAUUGACGCUUUAUAGAAGCUUUAGUGGUUUGGAUCCGAGACGAAACAAACGUGGGAGUUCAUUCGACGAUCAUGAUGUUGAAAACCAAGCGAUUCUUGUGAAUUCCGUGCAAGGAAAUGGCUCAGGGAAGUACGAGACUACUUUUCUUAUGGUUGCAGAAGAAGGGGCUGAAUAUGAGCAAGAGUUCUUUAAAAAGCUUGAUAAGGAGUUGAAUAAAGUUGACAAGUUUUACAGGUCUAAGGUGAAGGAAGUUAUGGCUGAAGCUGAAACACUUACCAAUCAAAUGCAUGCUUUAAUUGCUUUUAGGAUAAAAGUAGAUAAAUUACAAGAGAAUUUUGAUGUUUCUGGUUCUAAUGACAAAAUCAUGGUUUCCAUGAAUGCAUUACAAGGCACAACUGAAUCAGACAAUGAUGCUAAGCAAUCCAGUAAUUGCUGCCAAGAGAUUCAAGAAGAGAACCCCAAGAAAGUAAUGAGCAGCAUUAGACUUGCUCCACAAGAGGUGUUGAAUCAUGUGAAGUUGAAUCAAGCUAUUCAAGCUCCUUUCUCAGCUGCCAAAGUGUACCGUGCUAGCAAUACUAACGAGACACAAAUGAAUUUUAGCAAUGACAACCUAAAGAAAAUCCAAAACCAACUGAAACAAGCCUUUAUUGAAUUUUAUUACAAGCUUCGGCUUCUCAAGAACUACAGCUUCUUGAAUGUGUUAGCAUUCUCUAAAAUCAUGAAGAAAUAUGAUAAGAUCACAUCAAGAAGAGCAUCAAAGUAUUAUAUGAGGACAGUGGAUGAUUCUUAUAUAUGCAACUCUGACGAGGUAACUAAGCUAAUGGAGAGGGUAGAAGCCACAUUUAUCAAACAUUUCUCAAAUUCAAACCGAAGUAAAGGGAUGAACCAGUUGAGACCAAAAUCGAAGAAAGAAAGGCAUAGUACAUCAUUUGGCACAGGCUUCUUUGCCGGCUGCACAGCGGCCCUCAUACUAGCUCUGGUAUUGAUUAUACAUGCUCGCAAUAUCCUCGAUAAGGAAGGAAGAGUUCAAUACAUGGAAAGCAUGUUUCCAGUAUAUAGUUUGUUUGGGUUCAUGGUUCUACAUAUGCUCAUGCAUGCUGGGAAUAUAUACUUUUGGAGGCGAUACAGAGUUAAUUAUUCCUUCAUAUUUGGGUUCAAGCAAGGAACAGAGCUGGGAUUUCGAGAAGUUCUUUUCUUGAGUUUUGGCCUUGCAACGCUAGCACUGAUCAGUGUGGUCUCCAACCUUGACAUGGAAAUGGACCCUAAAACUGGAGAUUAUAAAGCAUUAACUGAGCUACUUCCUUUAAGCUUGCUUUUGCUUGUGAUAAUUGUAUUGCUUUGUCCUUUCAACAUCCUUUAUCGCUCAAGUCGCUUCUUGUUGCUCAGAACUUUGUUUCGCUGUAUCUGUGCUCCCCUCUACAAGGUAAAAUUUCAAGAUUUUUACUUGGCAGAUCAGUUUACUAGUGAGGUACAAGCAUUUAGAAGUGUGGAAUAUUACAUUUGCCAUUAUGGUUGGGGAGACUUCAAACUCAGACAAAACACAUGCAAAUCAAAUGACAUAUUCAACACUUUUUAUUUCAUCGUUGCUGUAGUCCCCUACUGGUCUCGUCUCCUUCAGUGUGUCCGAAGGUUCCAUGAUGAGAAAGAUCCAAUGCAAGGGUACAACGGAUUGAAGUACUUUCUGACAAUUGUUGCUUUGUGUACGAGGACUGCUUAUGGGCUUGACAGGGGAACCAGUUGGAAAGCAGUAGCUUGGACGUUUUCAGCCAUGGCGGCUCUCUAUGGUACUUAUUGGGACCUUGUUGUCGACUGGGGGCUACUACAAAGGCGGUCCAAGAACCGCUGGUUGAGGGACAGACUUCUAAUCCCUUACAAAAGUGUAUAUUUCGGAGCAAUGGUUUUGAAUGUAUUGCUGAGAUUUGCAUGGUUGCAAACUGUCUUGGAUCUAAGUUUAUCAUUGCAUAGAGAAACAUUGAUUGCUAUUGUUGCCAGUCUAGAGAUAAUUCGUCGUGGGAUAUGGAAUUUCUUCAGGUUGGAGAAUGAACAUUUGAACAACGUGGGCAAAUUUCGUGCAUUCAAAUCAGUGCCACUACCUUUCUACAACGAUGAGGAUGAAGACCGGAUUGAUUAGAUUGCUGCAAAUAUAUGAGAGAGAUGGUACAAAGAAAGCCCGAAGUUUUUUUUAUUUUUACUUUUGUUUUUUCUUUAUGAAGGGGAUGGAAAUGGAAGAUUAGAUAAGAAUUGCACCUUCCUACCAAAUUGUUGGGUAGAGUAAUUUCUCCUUUAUUAGAAGUUAUUACGCAAGCAUUCAAUGUAUGUAUAAAGCAAAAAGUUUUUUUUUAAA